AUGAUGCAGAUAAAUUUAUACUUCUGUGUUUGAUAUCCUACCUUCCCUUGCUAUUUUCAGUUUAUUUCCAUUUCGGGGAUGAAUUAAAAACAUGUACACAUCAUACACUGCCAAGCUCUUUUUGGUCCAGCCCAAUGUAGGCAGAUCCUAGCUUGUUGCUCCAUAACUCCUUGGAACUCUUUCUGUUCAGGAAGGAAGCAUGGAGCUAUAAAAUCCAGAGGAAGUUUGAAGCUGAGGCAUUCCCAGGGAGACAGCAGAGCUUCUGGCAGCGCUAGAAGGGAGCCAAGGCUCACCUGCAUGCCUGCCGCCUGUCUUAGCCUGUCAUAUUCCUGUACUUGUUCUUGCUGUGUGUUCUGUUCACAAAGGGGCUCAAAGGGCUGGGUUCGAGGCCGCGGAGGUCUGGCCUGGAAGAAAUCAGGAGCAAGAAGCCAGCUUGCGAACCCCUCCUCUUUCCCCAAGAGAGCCGCUGCUGCAGAAGUCAUUCAGUGUGUGUGUGUGCCGCUUUUCCUUGAGAAAGGAUUAGAGAAUUAGUAGAGGGCUUUGUGAGAAAAAUCCUGGGAAAGGUUGCUGGGAUGGAAGCAAACAGGGAAGGAGGAUUUCAGCUCUUCUAGUCCUCUCAGUCAAGUGGCUCUGAGAACCUCAGUUGCUUGGCCUCCAGAAACUAGGGAUUUUCUUCCAUCACAUUGGAGACACCGAUAGCUGAUCAGCUUCCUUGGAUUUUGCUGAUGACCCCAGAGAGUUUUGCCUGAAGAUGGAAACACUGGAGUCGGAGCUGACCUGCCCUAUUUGUCUGGAGCUCUUUGAGGACCCUCUCCUGCUGCCCUGCGCACAUAGCCUCUGCUUCAACUGUGCCCACCGCAUCCUGGUCUCUCACUGUGCCACCAACGAGCCUGUGGAGUCCAUCAGCGCCUUCCAGUGCCCCACCUGCCGGCAUGUCAUCACGCUCAGCCAGCGAGGUCUAGACGGGCUCAAGCGCAACGUCACCCUACAAAACAUCAUUGACAGGUUUCAGAAAGCAUCUGUGAGCGGACCCAAUUCUCCCAGUGAAACCCGCAGGGAGCGGGCCUUUGACGCCAACACCAUGUCCUCUGCCGAGAAGGUUCUUUGCCAGUUCUGUGACCAGGAUCCUGCCCAGGAUGCUGUGAAGACCUGUGUCACUUGUGAAGUGUCCUACUGUGAUGAGUGCCUGAAAGCCACUCACCCGAACAAGAAGCCUUUUACAGGCCAUCGUCUGAUUGAGCCUAUCCCGGACUCACACAUCCGGGGGCUGAUGUGCCUGGAGCACGAGGAUGAGAAGGUGAAUAUGUACUGUGUGACCGAUGACCAGUUAAUCUGUGCCUUGUGUAAACUGGUUGGGCGGCACCGCGAUCAUCAGGUGGCAGCUUUGAGUGAGCGCUAUGACAAAUUGAAGCAAAACUUGGAGAGUAAUCUCACCAAUCUCAUUAAGAGGAACACAGAACUGGAGACCCUUUUGGCUAAACUCAUCCAAACCUGUCAACAUGUUGAAGUCAAUGCAUCACGUCAAGAAGCCAAAUUGACAGAAGAAUGUGAUCUUCUCAUUGAAAUUAUUCAGCAAAGACGACAAAUUAUUGGAACAAAAAUUAAAGAAGGCAAGGUGAUGAGGCUCCGCAAACUAGCUCAGCAGAUUGCAAACUGUAAACAAUGCAUUGAAAGGUCUGCUUCACUCAUCUCCCAAGCAGAGCACUCUCUGAAGGAGAAUGACCAUGCCCGUUUUCUUCAGACAGCAAAGAAUAUCACUGAGAGAGUAUCCAUGGCAACUGCAUCCUCCCAGGUCCUAAUUCCUGAAAUCAACCUCAAUGACACAUUUGACACAUUUGCCUUAGAUUUUUCCCGGGAGAAGAAGCUACUAGAAUGUCUGGAUUACCUUACAGCUCCUAACCCUCCCACAAUUAGAGAAGAGCUCUGCACAGCUUCCUAUGACACCAUCACUGUCCACUGGACUUCGGAUGAUGAGUUCAGUGUGGUCUCCUAUGAACUCCAGUACACCAUAUUCACUGGACAAGCCAAUGUCGUUAGUCUGUGUAACUCAGCUGAUAGCUGGAUGAUUGUGCCGAACAUCAAGCAGAACCACUACACUGUGCAUGGCCUACAAAGUGGCACCAAGUAUAUCUUCAUGGUCAAGGCCAUUAACCAGGCAGGCAGCCGCAGCAGUGAACCUGGGAAGUUGAAGACAAACAGUCAGCCAUUUAAACUGGAUCCCAAAUCUGCUCAUCGAAAACUGAAGGUGUCCCAUGAUAACCUGACAGUAGAGCGUGAUGAGUCAUCAUCCAAAAAGAGUCACACACCUGAACGCUUCACUAGCCAGGGGAGCUAUGGAGUGGCUGGAAAUGUGUUUAUUGAUAGUGGCCGACAUUACUGGGAAGUGGUCAUAAGCGGCAGCACAUGGUAUGCUAUUGGCCUUGCAUACAAAUCGGCACCAAAACAUGAAUGGAUUGGGAAGAAUUCUGCUUCCUGGGCCCUCUGCCGCUGCAACAAUAACUGGGUGGUGAGGCAUAACAGCAAGGAAAUCCCCAUUGAGCCAGCCCCCCACCUUAGGCGCGUAGGCAUCCUGCUGGACUAUGAUAAUGGCUCCAUUGCUUUUUAUGAUGCUUUGAACUCCAUCCACCUCUACACCUUUGAUGUGGCACUUGCACAGCCCGUGUGCCCCACCUUCACUGUGUGGAACAAGUGCUUGACGAUUAUAACCGGUCUUCCCAUCCCAGACCAUUUGGACUGUACAGAACAGCUACCUUGAGCAUCCAGACCCAGAGUAGCCCUGAGAAAUAACAAAGGUUGAGGCCACUGUGUAGGGGAUUGAGAAACUAAGGCUUCAAGAGUGUGAUGAACUAUCCCCCAACUUGUCCAGAAACCAGAUUAGAUAGGGCUCCAAAUGGGAGAUUUCCUUCCUUUAACUGUGUUUUGUAUUAAGUACGGGCUUUAAUAAUUUCUUUAAUUUUUUUUGUAUUUAGAGGAAAAUCUAUAGAUUAUUUAUAAAAGAAACAUAAUCUGGAUUAUAGCUCUUAGGAAUCACUUGGUUUUGCCCAUUAAGAAGCCCAUAAGUUUCCCAGCCCUUUACCAGUUUCAUUUCCUUCAGUCUAUGGGCUUGCAAAAAUCUUUUUGUAGAUUUGUGUGUUUAUUCACUUUCUUACAUUCUGUUUCAUACUGAGGCCAUGCUCGAUCCUGUUGCUUAGAAUAACCAAAUAUGCAGCAAAAGUAAAAAUCAUUUUGAAUCUGGUAAGAAAGAAAAUGGACUUCCUUAUGCUGGGUUUAACUGUGAUAUCAAAAACUUGUAUUGGAUCAAACAGAAUGGGGAAGAAGGGAAAAAGAAAGAACUAACUUUGGGGCUCAAGUUUAGCCGUGACUCAUGGGAUGAUUUGGGGAAGAAAAAGGAUUCUUAAACCUUUGGUCAUAUAUUAA
This is a messenger RNA of Acomys russatus (golden spiny mouse), 3417 nucleotides long. It is a transcript of the gene Mid1, whose product is annotated as midline 1. The record is from RefSeq and is a predicted model, not a curated record. The transcript is spliced from 10 exons. Lineage: Eukaryota; Metazoa; Chordata; Mammalia; Rodentia; Muridae. Bases 752 to 2755 code for a protein of 667 amino acids. Gene Ontology annotation, molecular function: zinc ion binding; protein binding.